Molecule: messenger RNA, 1476 nt
Organism: Humulus lupulus (European hop)
Lineage: Eukaryota; Viridiplantae; Streptophyta; Magnoliopsida; Rosales; Cannabaceae
Product: pyrophosphate--fructose 6-phosphate 1-phosphotransferase subunit beta-like
Exons: 13
Coding region: 1-1476 (491 amino acids)
Biological process (GO): glycolytic process; response to glucose; photosynthesis
Cellular component (GO): cytosol
Molecular function (GO): ATP binding; 6-phosphofructokinase activity; diphosphate-fructose-6-phosphate 1-phosphotransferase activity
Source: RefSeq, a predicted model, not a curated record
AUGGAUGAUUACUCUGGAUAUAACCAAAUAGCAAUGCAUGCUCGUGACCUAGACCACACCAACUUUAUGACGAAUAAGGGGCUAUAUUGUUACAAUGUGAUGCCAUUCAAACUUAAAAAUGGAGGAGCAACGUAUCAGAGUCAACUUUUCUGUCAGUCAUCUGCCUUGGUGGUGUCGAGCGAUCCUGACUCUAACGAUUCGCAGAAAAAGUUGAAAAUUGGUGUCGUUUUGUCGGAAGGCCAGGCACCUGGAGGGCACAAUGUCAUUUCUGGAAUUUUUGAUUACUUGCAGGAGCGUGCUAAAGGCAGCGUAUUGUACGGUUUCAGGGGAUGUCCAGCUGGAAUCAUGAAGGGCAAGUAUGUGGAACUUACACCAGAAUAUAUUUACCCGUACAGAAACCAGGGUGGUUUUGAUAUGAUAUGUAGUGGAAGAGAUAAGAUUGAAACUCCAGAGCAGUUUCAACAAGCUGCAGAUACUGCCGCGAAGCUUGAUCUGGAUGGACUUCUUGUUAUUGGUGGGGAUGACUCAAACACAAAUGCCUGCCUCCUUGCUGAGAAUUUCAAGGGAAAGAAUUUGAAAACUCAGGUGAUUGGGUGUCCAAAAACCAUUGAUGGUGACUUGAAAUGCAAAGAAGUCCCAAUAAGUUUUGGGUUUGAUACUGCUUGCAAGAUAUAUGCAGAAAUGAUUGGAAAUGUCAUGAUAGAUGCUAGAUCAACUGGAAAAUAUUAUCACUUUGAGCGGCUUAUGGGGCAUGCAACUUCACACAUAACACUUGAAUAUGCUUUGCAAACUCAUCCAAACAUUACAAUUGUUGGAGAAAAGGUUGCUGAAAAGAAGUUGACACUGAAAAAUGUUACAGAUUACAUUGUUGAUAUAAUCUCCAAAUGUGCCGAACUUGGUUAUAACUAUGGUGUCAUACUUAUUCCUGAAGGUCUAAUUGAUUUCAUUCCAGAGGUGCAACAACUUAUCGCCGAACUGAAUGAAAUUCUGGCCCAUGAGGCUGUCAAUGAAGAUGGGCAAUGGAAAAAGAAACUUGCUGAUCAAUCAUUACAGCUUUUUGAAUUUUUACCUUCAGCAAUCCAAGAGAAGUUGAUGCUUGAAAGAGAUCCUCAUGGAAAUGUUCAGGUUGCCAAAAUAGAGAUAGAGAAGAUGCUUAUUCAAAUGGUUGAAACUGAAUUGGAGAAAAGGAGUCAAGCAGGUGCAUACAAAGGUGGAUUCCAAGGACAGUCUCACUUUUUCAGGUAUGAAGGAAGAUGUGGCCUGCCAACUAAUUUUGAUUCUACCUAUUGUUAUGCAUUGGGUUAUGCUGCAGGAGCUCUCCUUCAAAGUGGGAAAACUGGAUUGAUAUCAUCGGUGGGGAAUUUGGCUGCUCCAGUUGAAGAAUGGACCGUUAGUGGGACAGCUUUAACUGCACUAAUGGACGUGGAGAGAAGACAUGGUACUACUGUAACCUUUAUUUAUGCAUUUAGACAGUAA